AUGUCGAAUAUGCACUCAUCAAAAGGUUUUUCAAGAGCUGUUCUCUGUUGUAUGCGAAUAAUCUUUAUUCCAAUGAUGAUUAUAUUGAUACUGAUUGUUCUUGUUACCGGUGUUCUCUAUGGUGUUGAUUUAUUGGCUCAAGGUGCUUGUCGAACAGGUCACGAUGAUCAAUCAUUUCUUGUUUCAUUUCUCAUUGAUAAACUACUUGGAAAUAGUUCCAAUGAGUUCAUCAUUGGUGAACUAGAUGUACAAUCUGUAUUCACAAAUGUUAUCGAUGAUUGUCGAAAUCGAACACAUUUUAGUGAAUAUUUUUUUAAAAAUCAUUUAACUCAUUUGGAAAAUUAUACGUAUGAUGCAAUGAAUCAAUUAAAUGAAGAAAUCUUCUAUAAAUUCAAUGCAUCAAUUGACUCGAUUGAUAUUAGAUCUGAUAUCGGUCGUCUUGAUAAUUUAUCUGAUAAAGUUACGUCAACUCAAGUUAAAGAAAAAAUACAACCGAUCAAAAACGAUUGGACAAACAUUCAGACACAAUUCGAAAAGAUAUCUUCUAGCAUUCCAACAUUAUCAACUGGUGUAGUUAAUCAAACAAUUGAUGAUGUUAGUUUUAGAAAAUUUUUGUAA
Messenger RNA from Rotaria sp. Silwood1, 618 nucleotides. The record is from the annotation of a GenBank genome assembly. Lineage: Eukaryota; Metazoa; Rotifera; Eurotatoria; Philodinida; Philodinidae.